AUGACAGCAGCCACGAAUGGCUUCUGCGCAUUCCGCAGUGAGAGAAGCGACCCCUCCCUGGGUGGCAAGUUGUUGGGGGCCAGCCCUGACGAAGUACGGCAGAUAUGUGAGAUGGCCAAGAAAUAUCCGGGUCAUAGUUCGGAACCGGGAACAGAGUGCGCUACUCCAGCAGCGUGCCCACUGUGCCACGGCGUGUGGUGCAAUGGAACAAUGCAGUCUCUCGCUCAAGUUACCAAUGAGACAGAGGCCACAAAAGAGGUCUAUCCCUUGGAGAAGGACAAUGAGACCGAAAAGACUUGGCCGAUGACAGAUUCAGCCAGUGGAUAUUGCGCGUACCCCAGUGAGCGCAGUGAUCCUGAGCUUGGCUCUGAGAAGCUGGGUGCUGCCCCAACCAGCCCGGAAGAAAUCUUGAAGGCUGCCAAUGAGACAGAGGCCACAAAGGAGGUCUAUCCCUUGGAGAAGGACAAUGAGACCGAAAAGACUUGGCCGAUGACAGAUUCAGCCAGUGGAUAUUGCGCGUACCCCAGUGAGCGCAGUGAUCCUGAGCUUGGCUCUGAGAAGCUGGGUGCUGCCCCAACCAGCCCGGAAGAAAUCUUGAAGGUCUGUCAGAUGGCAGAGAAGUAUCAAGGUCACAGGGCUGUCCCGGGCACAGAGUGUGCUACCCCAACCACCUGCGGUGGCUGCAAUGGCGUGUGGUGCAAUGGUACCGUGAUGUCCUAA
Molecule: messenger RNA, 720 nt
Organism: Symbiodinium pilosum
Lineage: Eukaryota; Dinophyceae; Suessiales; Symbiodiniaceae
Source: the annotation of a GenBank genome assembly